Molecule: messenger RNA, 930 nt
Organism: Acanthosepion pharaonis
Lineage: Eukaryota; Metazoa; Mollusca; Cephalopoda; Sepiida; Sepiidae
Source: the annotation of a GenBank genome assembly
AUGUUCUCUUUGUCUUUUCAUUGUCUGCGAUUGCUUUUUUUCUUCGCUUUCGUUCCUUUUUUCUUGUCGCUUCAUUCUUUCCUUUUCAUCCACAAUCUCUUUUCUGUUAUUCUCACUUUUUCUUUUCUUCUUCUUUUUUUCUCAUACCUUCGUUCCUCCUUUUUUUUAGCCUCACUAGUUUUUCCGUGUUUCUUUCUUCUUUCUUUUUUUUUUUUUUUUCUUAUUUUUAUGUUUGUUUCAUUUCUUUUUCUUCUUUUAUCGACUUGGAGAAUUUUAUUUCUUUUGUCUUUCCUCUUUGUCUUUUUCUUAUUUAUCUUCUUUCUUUUCUUUUCUUUCUUAUGUAACCCUUCUUUUUGCCACUCUUUUGGUUUCUUCUCCUUUCUUUUUCGUUGGUCUCUCUUUAUUUUUCUACACUUUUCCUUUUUUUUCAUACGUUUCCUUCUUCCUUUUCCUUACUUCGCUUUGCAUUUUUCUUUCUUUGUCUUCUUCUAUUUUUGGCCCUCUUUCUUGUUCUUUCUUUACAACUCUCUGCCUUUUAUCUUUCCUUUCUUACUUUUUUGCAUCCUUAUUUUUCUAAUUAUUUCUUCACCUUUUUCUUCAUUUACGUUUCAUCUCCUUUUUCUUUCUUCAAAUUUUACUUUGAAUUUUUGUUUCUCUUUUAUCUUCCCAAACUAUUUCUUUUCUCUCUCUCUCUCUCUCGCGUGCCAUCUACCUAUCUAUUUAUUUAUCUAUAUGUCUGUUUCUUUCUUCUGUUUCCCCACCAUUUUUGUCUUUCCUCCAUUAUUUUUCUUUCGAUUUUUCUCUUUGUUUCUUUCUCCUGUUUUCCACCAUCAUUGCGUAUUUCUGCAACGAGAUUCCUUCAAUAGGAACCCCCCACCCCCGACUUGGCCAAUCCCGCCGACUCCACUAAUCAUAGCCGUAAGAAUCUGA